UGCGUGCUGCAGUAAUAACACGACACGCAGCGCCUAUUCCUCCGGAGAGAGGAACACUCUCGUCCAGCACAACACAGAAAGAAGGGCGAGGAAGCUGGAGGAGAGGAUCCUUGAGAACCUCAGAGGAAGCUUGAAGAUCGACGUAGCUGGGAAACAGCAGAGACCUCAGGAGCAGUCUUUAAGCGUCAGACCCUAGUGGUCUUCCGGUUGUUCUGCCCACGAGCAGGUGACGCGCACAGGCCCCUCCCCUCCCCUGGCCUGCCCCCGCCCACGAGCCGUCAGCUGCUCGCGCUGCGGUCAGGUGACGCCGAGCCCUGUCAUAUGACCCCGCGCCUCUGGCUGGGGGCUGCAGUUUGAAGAUGGCAGCUGGCGCUGCGAGUGUCCUUCUGCUCCUGCUGCUGGUCACCGGGACUCGGGGCUUCCCUGCCCGCUCGCCGAGACACGACCCUCCGGGCUGCGGCUACCAGUCCUGCCCUGCUACCCGGCCCUCCAUGCUGAACGUGCACCUGGUGCCCCACACGCACGACGACGUGGGCUGGCUCAAGACUGUGGACCAGUACUACUACGGAGCGCGGAAUGACAUCCAGCACGCCGGCGUGCAGUACAUCCUGGACUCGGUGAUCGAGCAGCUGCUCGCCGACCCCCGGCGCCGCUUCAUCUACGUGGAGACGGCCUUCUUCUACCGCUGGUGGAGACAGCAGGGCGCCCAGAUGCGCGCCACGGUGACGCAGCUCGUGCAGCAGGGCCGACUGGAGUUCGUCAACGGCGGCUGGUGCAUGAACGACGAGGCCUCGACACACUACAGUGCCAUCAUUGACCAGAUGACCCUGGGCCUGCGCUUCCUGAACGACACCUUCGGCCCGUGCGGGCGCCCGCGUGUAGCCUGGCACAUCGACCCCUUCGGGCACUCCCGGGAGCAGGCCUCGCUGUUCGCGCAGAUGGGGUUUGACGGGUUUUUCUUCGGCCGGCUGGACUACCAGGACAAGCGCAGGCGGAUGAAGGACAAGGAGAUGGAGCUGCUGUGGAGGGCGAGCGAGAGCCUGCAGCCACCUGGCGCCGACCUCUUCACAGGUGUGCUGCCCAAUGGCUAUAACCCACCCGCUGGGUUCUGCUGGGACCAGUCCUGUUCUGACCCGCCUAUCCAGGAUGACCCGCAGCUGGAAGACUACAACGCGGACAUAGUGGUGAAGAACUUCCUGGAUGUGGCUCACAACCAGGCUGAGAUGUACAAGACCAAUCACAUCAUCAUGACGAUGGGCUCGGACUUCCAGUACGAGAACGCCAACCUCUGGUACAAGAACCUGGACAAGCUGAUCCGCUACGUCAAUGUGCAGCAGUCCGUGGGCAGCAACGUCAACGUCCUCUACUCCACCCCCUCCUGCUACCUGCAGGAGCUGCACCGGGCCAACCUCAGCUGGUCGGUGAAGAGGGACGACUUCUUCCCCUACGCCGACGGGGCGUACAACUUCUGGACGGGGUACUUCACCAGCCGGCCGGCCCUCAAGCGCUACGAGCGGCUGAGCAACAACGUCCUGCAGGCCUGCAAUCAGCUGGAGGUCCUGGGGGGUCCGUCGUCACGCAAGGGUCCUUACGGCGACGGCGACAGCGACGCGCUCAGGGAGGCGAUGGCUGUGGCCCAGCACCACGACGCUGUGUCGGGGACGGAGAAGCAGCAUGUCGCCAACGACUACGCCCGCAGACUGGCCAUGGGCUGGGCUCGCUGCCAGGUGCUGGUCAGUAACUCUCUCUCCGCCCUGAGUCGGUCAGUCACCCCUCGUUUCUACUGCGAGAAUCUCAACAUCAGCGUGUGUCCUGCCUCCGAGAACAACUCGCAGUUCUCCGUCACCAUCUACAAUCCCCUGGCUCGCUCUGUCAGCUGGACAGUGCGGCUCCCGGUCAACGGCACCGGGUACAGAGUCACUGACCCCAGGGGCCAGGCUGUGGACACGCAGGUGAGAGUGUGUGUCCAGGGCUUCUACUGGUCUGUCUGUCUUACCUGCCUGCCUGUCUGUCUGUCUGGAGCUCAACCAGGGCUUCUACUGGUCUGCCUGCCUGCCUGCCAUUCUGCCUCUCUGGAGUUCAGCCAGGGCUUCUACUGGUACAAUGCGAGCUCUGGGAAUGAAGACAGCCCCCAGACCUCAGGUGCCUACAUAUUCAGACCCAACUCCUCCACACCUUUCGCCCUCUGCCACAGGGCACGGGCACGCACUCUGCAGACCCCCCUGCUGACGGAGGUGUACCAGGAGUUCAGCCCCUGGGUGUCCCAGGUGGUGCGGCUGUCCCGAGGGCAGAGGCAGCUGGAGCUGGAGUGGACUGUGGGGCCCAUCCCUGUGGAGGACGGCCUGGGGAAAGAGGUGAUCACGCGAUUCGACUCCCCCAUGAACACCUCCGGGCUCUUCUACACCGACUCCAAUGGCCGGGAGAUCCUGGAGCGCAGGAGGGAUUUCCGCCCCACCUGGGACCUGAAACAGACUGAGCCAGUUGCUGGAAACUACUACCCUGUCAACACCCGCAUCUACAUGAAGGACAAGCAGUCCCAGCUGACCGUGCUGACUGAUCGAUCCCUAGGGGGCAGCAGUAUCCGGGACGGGUCUCUGGAGCUCAUGCUGCACAGGCGCUUGCUGUACGACGAUUUCCGGGGUGUGGGGGAGCCCCUCUCGGAGCCGGGCGAUUAUUACGACGGACUGGUGGUGAGAGGGAAGCUGCUGGUGUCGCUGACCCCCCCUGGGACUGCGGCCGACACCCACCGCCCCGAGGCAGAGAGACAGGCCCUGCAGCCCCUGCUAUCACUGCAGCCCGGGGAGAGCGAGACAGGCACCCUGCUUGAGUUCUCAGGGCUUCAAGCUGAGCUGCCCCCUGCUGUCCACCUGCUGACAGUGUCCCAGUGGGACAGCGACUCGGUACUGGUCAGGCUGGAGCACCAGUUUGAGAAGGGAGACAGCCAGACCCACUCCCAGCCCGUCACUGUGGACCUGCAGAAACUCUUCUCCACGCUGGAGGUGGUGGGCGUGUCCGAGAUGAGCCUGGCAGCCAAUCAGUGGAAAGAGGAUAUGAGGCGUCUGGACUGGCGGGGUGAUGCAGAGUGGGAGCCCCUGCAUGGCAGGCCUGGAGACCCCUCAGCGGCAGUGGUCAGGCUUCAGCCAAUGGAGAUCCGGACCUUCCUGCUGAGAGUGAGACUGCGAUAGCCAAUUGCUGGAGAUCAAUAACCACUAAUCAAUCUGUGAAGACAAAUCCCUCCUUGUUCACUCCAGUUCUGUCUCUCCUUAGCUGAGAGCUCCUGCACUGUGUACGAGGGGUGAUUUUUAUUGUCUGUCUCUUAGACCAAUGUGCCUUUUUUAUAUUACAAAUCCAGAGAGAAAUCUCACAACUGUUGUUGUUGCUGUAAAACAUGCUGGGAAUAAGAUUGCUCUGAGCAAACAAAAUAAAAAUUCUGUUUCAUUUAGA
Molecule: messenger RNA, 3444 nt
Organism: Lepisosteus oculatus (spotted gar)
Lineage: Eukaryota; Metazoa; Chordata; Actinopteri; Semionotiformes; Lepisosteidae
Source: RefSeq, a predicted model, not a curated record